UCCUGAAAAUCAUCAACCAACGACAAGAACCUGAUGCUCGUGAUUUGGAAAUCGAAUCAUUAUUCUUUUCCUCCAAUGAUCAAAUCUUGGAAGAUGUAUUGAGCGAUCAGGUUCAUGGAGUCGGUGUUGUACAGAAAGUUUUGGCAAGUCCGUAUGUUGAUCCGAGUGAAAAACAAAGGUUGGCGGAAAAGGUUAAAAUUGUUUUGGGCAAACUAAAGGUUCAACAAGUUCAAGGUUACAAACGUUUGAUGGAGGAACUAGGAAUGGUUGGUGACUCCUCUAUUGGUGGAACGUCCUUGAAUGCCACUCCUUCACCCGUUGGAAUUCCCCCGCCAGGAGUAUUUUCCACUCCACUGCCACCAGAUUUUGCUGCUGCCGCUGCGUACUAUGCCGCCGCAUUUGCAAGCCAACAGAUUCAACAAGCCGCGGUAAGCACGCCUACAUCAGAAAAUAGCAAUGAACAAAUAGUAUCUCAAACCACGGGGCAGCAGUCGUCCAACGAGGGAUCUUCUACAAAUUCGAGUGCGUCAGUUUCCACAUCGACCUCUUCAACGCCAUAUCCACAACCAACUCCGAUCAGUCGCGGCGGGUAUGUAUGGACAUCCGGCUAUGUUCAACCCAGCGGCUUAUCCAUAUAUGCUCCCGAUAACGACCCGGGAAAGAAGAGGUAUCAAGCAACCAUGUCAAGA
This is a messenger RNA of Acaulospora colombiana, 689 nucleotides long. NCBI's taxonomy places the organism in Eukaryota, Fungi, Glomeromycota, Glomeromycetes, Diversisporales, Acaulosporaceae. The record is from the annotation of a GenBank genome assembly.